Molecule: messenger RNA, 1099 nt
Organism: Polypterus senegalus (gray bichir)
Lineage: Eukaryota; Metazoa; Chordata; Cladistia; Polypteriformes; Polypteridae
Gene: txnb
Product: thioredoxin
Exons: 5
Coding region: 123-440 (105 amino acids)
Molecular function (GO): protein-disulfide reductase activity
Source: RefSeq, a predicted model, not a curated record
GAACGCGUCGGGGCGUCGGCUUCACGGCGCACUCAAAUAGACAAGCAGUGUUUGUCAGCGUGUGAGGAGACAGUAGCCAGUGUACUUGGAUUUCAGAUUGUGGGAAGGAUUUUUCAGUGAAAAUGGUACUUGAAAUAACAAACAAGGAUCAAUUUGAAAAAGCUCUCAAGGAUGCUGGGUCAAAGCUUGUUGUAGUGGAUUUCACAGCAACCUGGUGUGGACCAUGUAAAAGCAUCUCUCCUUUCUUUCACGAACUUGCUGAAAAAAAUCAAGAUGUUGUUUUUCUUAAGGUGGAUGUGGAUGUUGCUCAGGAUGUGUCUGAGUUAUGCAAAAUUUCAUGCAUGCCAACAUUCCAGUACUACAAAAAUGGAGAGAAGGUCCAUGAAUUUUCAGGAGCUAAUAAGGAAAAACUUGAAGGGUCAUUGAAGAAGUAUAAAUAAAAUGGAUUGCUGGCAAUGAAAUUUGGGUCAGAAAAAAUAAAGAAAAAAAAAACCACAAAAACAAAAUAGCACUUCUGCAAGGAUAUACACUUUGGGCUAAUGACUGAUCUAUUUCCCCCUUUAACCAAAAUUUAAUUAAGGGAAAAUGAGCACAUUUCUGAUUCAAAUGGGUUAUGGGUAUUUGCAUGUUUUAAUAGCACAUUAAGCUUAAUCAAGGAAGUGGAUCUGAAAUUGACUGCCUUUGGAAAAUUUUAAAACAUUUAGCAAAUCAUGUUACUGGUCACGAUGAUUUUCUUGUAGAAAAUUAAAAUGUUUGUUUCUUCCCGACAUGAAAUAUGGUGCUUUUUUAAUAUUCCACAAAUUUUGAUAUGUUACUGUAGUUGACUUAAGUAAAAGAAUGUAAGGUUUUUUUUAUGUUUAUAUAGUGAAUAGUAUGUUAAAUUAAUAGUUACUUUAUUUUUUUUCAAUAACCCUGUCUGUUUCCAGCCAAAGUGUUCAGUUAUCUUCAGAUUUUUAAAUUUUUUACUUUGUUCCUGUAAGUAAUCACUUUCUUUGACUGCUGUUUAAAUGUUAAACAAUCUGACUGAUGUAUCUUGUAGUUUACAUAAGAAGUGUCAUUAAAGCUUAUGCUACUGCAUCCCUUCAAUACAAAACUUAAA